AUGGUUGCCAACUCUUUCAAUCCUCAGAUUCAAUCCGGGUCGUCCGAGAAAGAACGGACAACUCCGGAGGCAGAAAGCCGGAAGGAGAAGGUUCCGGUGAAUCAUCAGGUGGCGGAGAGGAAGCGCAGGGAGAAGCUGAACCAGCGAUUCUACGCUCUGAGAAGCGUGGUCCCCAACGUGUCGAAGAUGGACAAGGCCUCGCUGCUGGUAGGGUUUUGGCAGCAAGAGAGGGAAACGGAGCGCGACGAACAUUUUCCAGCGAUUCCACCACAAGCAGCAGCCAUGGCGAGCACGAAAGUUCAACGUAUUAUGACCCAACCAAUUAACCUGAUCUUCAGGUAUCUUCAGAGCAAGGCGCGCAUUCAGAUUUGGCUGUUUGAGCAGAAGGAUCUGAGGAUCGAAGGCCGAAUUAUCGGGUUCGACGAGUACAUGAAUUUGGUGCUGGAUGAAGCUGAGGAGGUCAACAUCAAGAAGAACAGCAGGAAGCAUCUCGGGAGGAUUUUGUUGAAAGGGGAUAACAUCACGCUGAUGAUGAAUACUGGCAAGUGA
Messenger RNA from Salvia splendens (bonfire salvia), 549 nucleotides. Its product is annotated as transcription factor bHLH35-like. Gene Ontology annotation, cellular component: spliceosomal complex. Gene Ontology annotation, biological process: mRNA splicing, via spliceosome. Bases 1 to 549 code for a protein of 182 amino acids. Gene Ontology annotation, molecular function: protein dimerization activity; RNA binding. The transcript has 2 exons. Lineage: Eukaryota; Viridiplantae; Streptophyta; Magnoliopsida; Lamiales; Lamiaceae. The record is from RefSeq and is a predicted model, not a curated record.